AUGGCGGCCAAUUGCAUCUUUUGCAAGAUCAUCAAGGGUGACAUCCCCUCGAUGAAGCUCUUCGAGAGCGAAAAGACUCUGGCCUUUCUGGAUAUCAACCCUCUUUCCUACGGCCACGCACUCAUAAUCCCCAAACACCACGGCGCCAAACUGCACGAAAUCCCGCCCGAACACCUCACCGAGCUCCUCCCCGUCGCCUCGCGUAUCGCGUCCGCGCUCGGCUGCGAAAACUACAACAUCCUGCAGAACAACGGCCGGCUCGCGCACCAGGAGGUCGAUCAUGUGCAUUUCCAUGUCAUCCCCAAGCCGAAUGAGACGGAGGGGUUGGGCAUUGGGUGGCCGCAGCAGAAGGGGGAUAUGGAGAGGUUGAAGGGGUUGUUGGAGGAGGUUAGGAGUAAGAUUUGA
Molecule: messenger RNA, 405 nt
Organism: Zasmidium cellare ATCC 36951
Lineage: Eukaryota; Fungi; Ascomycota; Dothideomycetes; Mycosphaerellales; Mycosphaerellaceae
Exons: 4
Coding region: 1-405 (134 amino acids)
Biological process (GO): nucleotide metabolic process
Molecular function (GO): catalytic activity
Source: RefSeq, a predicted model, not a curated record